This is a messenger RNA of Neolamprologus brichardi, 472 nucleotides long. NCBI's taxonomy places the organism in Eukaryota, Metazoa, Chordata, Actinopteri, Cichliformes, Cichlidae. The record is from RefSeq and is a predicted model, not a curated record.
CUGCAGUAACAGUUAGUUAUUCAUGUUACAGGGCAAGGGUCUCUUUGCCAAAAGGAGCAUAAAGAAGGGAGAAACCAUUUUCAUUGAGCGGCCGCUCGUCUCUGCCCAAUUCCUGUGGAACACUUUGUAUAAAUAUAAAGCCUGUGAAUACUGCUUACGUGCUUUGGAGACUGCAGAGGGGAAUGCGAGAAGACUCAGCGGCAUCCCUGGACUCAGCCUUCCUCAUCCGGAGCUGUGCCGUGUACGCCCAGAACAGCAUCAAGCAUGCCCUCAGUGCCAGGUGAUGUACUGCAGCAGCGAGUGUCGACAGGCAGCGGCAGAUCAGUACCAUCAGGCUCUGUGUCUGGGUGCUUCUGAAGGAGAUCCUGAUCACCCCAUCAACAAGCUCAAAGAUGCAUGGAGGAGUAUGCAUUAUCCCCCUGAGACCUCCAGCAUCAUGCUUAUGGCCAAAAUGGUAGCUAUGGUUAAACAG